Messenger RNA from Arachis duranensis, 1132 nucleotides. RefSeq lists its product as uncharacterized. Bases 207 to 878 code for a protein of 223 amino acids. Gene Ontology annotation, molecular function: pyroglutamyl-peptidase activity. The record is from RefSeq and is a predicted model, not a curated record. Lineage: Eukaryota; Viridiplantae; Streptophyta; Magnoliopsida; Fabales; Fabaceae. The transcript has 5 exons. Gene Ontology annotation, biological process: proteolysis. Gene Ontology annotation, cellular component: cytosol.
UUUUUGUAUUACUAAUACUAUUCAUCAUUUUUUCCUCUCUCUCAUCUAAUCGGAAUCUUCACCAGUUAAUGUCAACUUUGAGCAGAUAAGACUGGUGGAUGUGUCACCACUUUUAUUCGACCAUUAACAUUCUUAUUAUUCGAGGAAUUUAGAAAAUACUUUGUGGUAGAAGUUCCCAAUAUUUAGAGCUUUACAAUAAUUGGCAAAUGGGGUCUGAAGGUCCUCCAGCGGCAAUCACAACAGUUCAUGUAACAGGUUUCAAGAAAUUCCAUGGUGUUUCGGAAAAUCCAACCGAGACGAUUGUGAAUAAUUUGGCAGAGUACAUGAAGAAGAAGGGUUUGCCGAAAGGCUUAGUCCUUGGGAGCUGCAACAUUCUUGAGACUGCUGGUCAAGAAGCACUUGUUCCCCUGUACCAGACAUUGCAAUCUGCUAUUACCGCCAGGGAUUCGGAUUCCCAAUCUUCGAGUUCCAACAAAAUUAUUUGGCUGCAUUUAGGAGUAAACAGUGGUGCAACAAGGUUUGCUAUUGAGAAGCAAGCUGUAAAUGAGGCUACUUUCCGUUGCCCCGAUGAAAUGGGAUGGAAGCCGCAGAGAGUCCCCAUUAUUCCUUCAGAUGGUCCAAUUUCACAAAUCCGCACAACUUCCCUUCCUGUGGAGGACAUCACCAAGGCCUUGGCAAAGAAGGGUUACGAUGUGAUGACAUCUGAUGAUGCCGGAAGGUUCGUGUGCAACUAUGUUUACUAUCAUUCCCUCCGAUUCGCUGAGCAGAAUGGGACCAAGUCCCUAUUUGUGCAUGUGCCACUCUUCUUUACAAUCAAUGAAGAGACCCAAAUGCACUUUGUCGCUUCCUUGCUAGAGGUACUUUCUUCCAUAUGUUAGUACCAUCCAAGCGCAUAUGGUUUGUUCAGGUGUUGUAAAGCUUAUUGAUGGUGGAUGAGUGUAACUCUGAGUGAAAUAUUCUUAUAGUAUGAUAUUGUUUUCGAAUGGAAAAAACGGUUUAUGAAAAUGGUAUAAGCAGCAGUGGCAAUUGCUUUCACCAUUAAAUGUUUCUUAUUCAAAGAAGCCUUUGAGAAGUGUCAAGACAAUUUGGCACCUGCAGUGUUACCCUGUGAAUAAAUGUUCAUUUUCCUUAA